Messenger RNA from Meyerozyma guilliermondii ATCC 6260, 4428 nucleotides. It is a transcript of the gene CYR1, whose product is annotated as adenylate cyclase. The record is from RefSeq and is a predicted model, not a curated record. Lineage: Eukaryota; Fungi; Ascomycota; Pichiomycetes; Serinales; Debaryomycetaceae. Gene Ontology annotation, biological process: cyclic nucleotide biosynthetic process; intracellular signal transduction. The transcript has a single exon. Gene Ontology annotation, molecular function: protein binding. Bases 1 to 4428 code for a protein of 1475 amino acids.
AUGGUAGGUGAAGAUCAACCCAUUGCUGAGGAAGAAGAUGAUGAUGAUGUGGUACAAGAACAAACCACACCGCAGUCAGAUGUGGCCGAAACACUGUCGAGCUUGCCUGUGCUUUACGGUAGCCACCAAUAUUCCCAUGUCGUGCCUCCUCAAUCAGACCCCAAAAACCUUACUAAGGGCCCAAAUCAUAUUAUUCGAGUUUUCAAAGAGGACAAUACUUUCACCACCAUCUUAUGUCCUCUAGAGACCACCACUACAGAACUUAUCACCAUAGUUCAAAGGAAAUUCUUUUUGGAGUCGGUAGCCAACUAUCAGUUGAGUGUAUAUGUUGGCAACUGCGUGAAAGUCCUAGAAUCUUUUGAAAAACCACUUAAAAUUCAGAUGGGUCUCCUCAUGUUGUCAGGAUACGUCGAAAAUGACAACUUGCGUAUUAUUGGCCGAGAAGAUCUUUCAUUUAUUUGCAAGUUUGUCGUUGAGAAUAUCAAUUUGCGUAACUUUACUCAUGAAGAAGAAGCCCUCAAGUCAAAGGACUACAUUGACGUUGACAUCUCGGGCUUAAAGCUCAAGAGUAUACCCAUCAAAUUCCAUCAGCAUACUUAUGAGAUUGAAAAAUUGAAUGCUUCCGAUAACCCAGCAAUCUACAUACCAUUGGAUUUCAUUCAAUCAUGCAAUAACUUGACCAGCAUUAUCUUUUCGGUUAAUGGAUGCUCUAAGUUUCCAAUGAACUUUUUGGAGGCGACAAAGUUGACUUAUCUUGAUAUGGAAAAGAAUUUUUUGGACGAGUUGCCCGCAAAAUUUGGUGUCCUUAGCAACCUCACAAAACUUCGUUUGAACUCGAACCAAUUACGCUCGCUUCCCAAGUCAUUUGGAAAGCUUGUGAAUUUGAAGCAGUUGAAUCUCUCAUCCAACUACUUUAAUGCGUACCCGGAACCAAUCAGUGAGUUGGUCAACUUACAAGAGUUAGAUCUUUCUUACAAUGACUUGAGCGAGAUUCCCGAAUCCGUUUCCAAAUUGGUAAAUUUGGUGAAACUUAACCUUUGUACCAACAAAUUGAGCAAAGCCUUGCCCCGACACUUCGAAGCUUUGAAAUCCUUGAAGCGUUUGGACAUAAGAUAUAACAUGAUUACAAAUGUCGAUGUUAUUGGACGACUUCCCCACUUAGAAGUUGCCUAUGCAUCAAAAAACUAUGUUUCUACGUUUAACGACAAGAUGGAGAGCUUGCGCUUGCUUCAUUUUGAUCGUAAUCCAAUUACAAAUUUGCAGUUUGAAUAUCUUCUGCCAUUACUCACAGUUCUUGACUUGUCCAAGGCAAAAAUCACUUCAAUUCCCUCAGACUUUUUAACUAAAAUCCCUAAUGUUGAAAAGCUAGUGUUAGACAAAAACCAUUUGGUCAACUUACCUCCUCAACUUGGAAGCUUGUCGAAACUUUCGCAUUUAUCACUUUAUGGAAACAACUUGCAAGUUUUACCACCAAGCAUCGGUGAUUUGAAAUCUUUACAAUACCUCGACUUGCAUUCGAACACUUUGGAGAGUUUGCCUGAAGAGAUAUGGAAUUUGAGCUCUUUGAGCGUACUCAAUAUAUCAUCUAACGCUUUAAGCUCAUUUCCCAAACCACCUUUGAGUGUUGCAAAGAAGAUAUCUUCUUCGGUCGAUUUUCUGAAUUAUCGUGCAGUUGAUCAAGAAGCGGAAAGCUCGACGGAGGAUGACUCUAGGCGUCCUAGUUCAUUGGCAGAUUCAUUGCUCGUUCUUACUGUGGCAGACAAUAGGUUGAGUCAAGAUUGCUUUGACUCCAUUUCUUUCUUGAUUGAACUCAAGUCUUUGAAUGCAUCCUACAAUGACUUGCUUGAGAUUCCUGAAGGGGCUUUAAGGCGUCUAAGCAAGCUCAACGAUUUGUAUUUGUCUGGAAAUGAACUCACAAAUCUUCCCGCUGAUGAUUUAGAAGCAUUGGUCCACUUGAAAUUACUCUUUCUUAACAACAACAAGUUGGCUUCAUUGCCUGCAGAGUUGAGUAAUCUCAAGCAAUUAGCUCACUUGGAUGUUGGUUCGAAUCAACUCAAGUACAAUAUCUCGAAUUGGCCCUAUGAUUGGAAUUGGCAUUCAAAUACCAAUCUCAAGUACCUCAACUUUUCAGGAAAUAAGAGAUUCGAAAUCAAGCAAAGUCACAUAAAGAACCCUGAAACAAAGGAGGAUUUUGACAGUUUGUUGGUGUUGAAGAAGCUUAAGGUUCUCGGUCUCAUUGAUGUAACUUUGACAAGCACCUCUGUUCCUGAUCAGAACAUUGAUAUGCGAAUCAGAACAACUGCGUCGGAGCUUGACAAUAUAGGCUAUGGAGUUUCUGAUUGCAUGGGAGGCCGUGAGCAUGUGUCAACGAGGGACAUUUUCUUGCAAAAGUUCCGAGGAAACGAAAACGAAGUCUUAAUUUGCUGCUUUGAUGGCAAGCACGGUAAACCACAUGUUGGUCACCGUAUAUCGUACUUGGCAAGGACUACAUUUGUUCCUCGGUUUACCGAGGAAUUGAACAAACUUAAGGCCAAUGAAUCAGUGAACGAUGCCAUUCGUCGUGCUUUUCUUCAGAUGAACAAAGAGAUAAACGGGGUUUUGAUAGCGAAGAAGAGUAAUCAUUUCACUGGUACUCCCCUGAUGAACUCGACAUUCUCAGACCUCAACUUGAACGAAGACGGCGAUGCUGGCUGCUGUAUGUCUAUCAUUUACAUCAAAAACAAAAAGUUGUACACUGCCAACGUUGGAGAUGUUGAAACUUUAUUGACAAGGAAGAACGGUACACAUUUACUAUUAACGAACAAGCAUUAUCCCACAAACAGACCAGAGUUUGAACGUAUCAGAGCUGCAGGAGGAUAUGUUACCGGUGACGGAGCUCUCGAUGGUAAAUUACCAGUAUCGCGAGGAAUUGGUUUCUUCAAUUUCUUACCUCAUACUCACUCGGGACCCGACAUAAAGGAAAUCGACAUUACCACUGCCGACGACAUGAUCGUCUUGGCGACAAAAAUAUUGUGGGAUUAUAUUUCAUAUGAGCUUGCCGUGGAUAUUUUGCGACAAGAAAAAGAGGAUCCGAUGAUUGCAGCACAAAAGCUUCGUGACUACGCCAUAUGUUACGGAGCAAGUGACAAGAUUUCGGUGACAGUGAUCACUUUGGGAGAGCAAAAGCCCAAGCUGAAGUUCGGCUCGAAUGCCUUGUAUCACAACUUGAGCCGAGAAGGUGAUGUCUUCUCCAAGAGAAGAAGAGACAGAAGUCAAGUAUUUGGCAGUGACUCUACUUCCAGAAGAUUGGAGGCUGAAAUCGAACCGCCAGUAGGUGAGGUGGCAUUAGUUUUCACCGAUAUUAAGAGCUCCACCUUGUUGUGGGAUGCCAAUCCCGUGGCUAUGAGGUCGGCGAUCAAGAUUCACAACGACAAAAUGAGAAGACAAUUGAGAAUUGUUGGAGGGUACGAAGUCAAGACGGAAGGUGAUGCUUUUAUGGUUUCGUUUCCGUCUCCCACGUCUGCGCUUCUUUGGUGUUUCUACGUUCAGCAACAGCUUCUUGACGCAGAUUGGCCCGCUGAAAUCUUAGAGACCAAACAGUGUCGUGAAGUUGUUGAUGCAAAGGGACAUGUGAUCUUCCGGGGAUUGUCGGUGAGAAUGGGUGUUCAUUGGGGCUCUCCGGUAUGUGAGCUUGAUGUGGUCACCCGAAGAAUGGACUAUUUUGGUCCCAUGGUGAACCGUGCUUCGCGGAUCAGUGCAAUUGCAGAUGGUGGACAAAUUGCCAUGAGUUCAGAUUUCCUUCGUGAGUUGAAUACUCUUAACAAGAUACAUGAUGACAUAGCUGCCGGACGGACCACUAUUUCAGAUGCUUAUCAUGGAAACGUCAGAGCAGGUGAGAUCAUCGAACGAGAAAUAGCAUCUUUGCAAGUGACAGGAACUGCGUUCUACGAGUUGGGCGAGAGACGUUUGAAAGGAUUGGAAACUCCAGACUUCGUCACGUUGGCGAUUCCCAAAGACCUUGAAGAGCGGUUUACAUUAUUCCAAAACACACUCACACAAGAAGAAGAGAACAAGACAAUGGGCAGGAUUGUUGGAGCAUUACCUGUUGACGCCAUUUUUGGUUUACGUACCAUUUCGCUCAAGUUGGAGUCUAUAUGCUCACGACUCAACAGUCAAAAUAUGGUCAAUCCCGAAGGCCCUGAGACCCUCAACAACAUUUCCGAGCGAUUUGAUGCUUCUGAAGAGGACGUGGUUCGUCUCUUUAUGCAUAUUGUGACCCGGAUCGAGCAUUGUGUUGCUAGUCUUCAAAUGAGACAGAUUCUUGGCGGAAACGAAGGAAUUGAUUUCAAGAAUCCGGAGACAAUAUUCUCUGUAAUUGACCAAUUGGCCAGCCGGCUCGAGCCGAAUAAGGUGGGAAAGGCAUCUGGAUUCAUCGAGGACGUAUCGUAA